AUUCUUAAUUUUCAUCAACUAAAACUCCAAAAAUAUUAAAUUAUUAUUCACCAUUAUUAUUAUUACAUGGCCUUGCUUUCUCUCCGACAUGCUUCUCUCAUUUUCCUUGUAUUCUCAGUUGCAGUAGUACUAAUGGGUUAUGAAGCAGAAGCAACCAUAUGCCGGAAUAUACUUCCGAGGCUGCCGGGAAAUCCAGAUUGCGAGAUCGGAAUGUGUGGAAAGAUGUGCAAGUUUUUGCAUGAAGGAACCGGAGAAUGUAUUGAUGUUUUUAAACGUUACAAGCAAUGCAUGUGCAGUUGGACGUGCAAGUGAUUGAGCUCUUACAUGAUCAACAAACCCUUAUAAUAAUCAUCAUCUAAUUCUAUAAAAGCCAAAAAAAUAAAACAAAACAAUGCAAAGCAAUGUUUAUAAUCUUUGUUACAGUUUUAUGAUUUUUAUAAGAAGAAUAAAUUAGGAUAUCCAAAGUUAUAACAGAUUUGAGAUAAAUAGUCCGAAUAAGAUAUUUUAUCAGUUUGGUUAAAUAAUUUUGUAGCAGUUUAUAUUUUUUUAUAUAUAUAAUUAGACGGGGAGAACGUUUGUGGGAGUUGGUCGAAUUCACAACCUUAACAAAAUGUUUCUCAGUAUGUUUGUAUCUUUUGAAUUGUAGCUGGUUGGUUAUAGUAAUUUAUGUUAAUUAUAUCAAUUAUGUUGUAAUUUACUUUCAGUUUUAAUAUAUGACAAGUUUAUUAUUUUACA
This is a messenger RNA of Mercurialis annua (annual mercury), 735 nucleotides long. Its product is annotated as putative defensin-like protein 118. Bases 67 to 312 code for a protein of 81 amino acids. The transcript is spliced from 2 exons. Lineage: Eukaryota; Viridiplantae; Streptophyta; Magnoliopsida; Malpighiales; Euphorbiaceae. The record is from RefSeq and is a predicted model, not a curated record.